Messenger RNA from Chenopodium quinoa (quinoa), 765 nucleotides. RefSeq names its product putative pentatricopeptide repeat-containing protein At1g12700, mitochondrial. The record is from RefSeq and is a predicted model, not a curated record. Lineage: Eukaryota; Viridiplantae; Streptophyta; Magnoliopsida; Caryophyllales; Amaranthaceae. The transcript is spliced from 2 exons. The coding region runs from base 1 to 765 and encodes 254 amino acids. Gene Ontology annotation, molecular function: protein binding.
AUGGCGGCCGCGUUGAUUUCGGGUUUUCUAUCAUGGGCUAAAUCCCUUAAACUUGGUUAUCCCCCAAAUGAUUAUACUUUUAACACCUUAAUCAAUGGUUAUAUCCUUAAUGAUAUGCUCCCUCAAGCUGCUCAAUUGUUGAAUAAGAUUAUCAAGUUAGAUUUCCAGCCUGAUAUUGUUACAUAUGGUGCUAUUUUCAAAGGCCUUUGUAGAAUCGGCGACAAUGCCAGUGCUCUCACUUUGCUUACCAAAAUGCAUUCUGCUGCUCAUUGUAAGCCUAACCUUGUCAUAUACAACACUAUUAUUGAUAGUCUCUGUAAGGACAGCUUAUUACAACAAGCUAUGGACCUCUUCUCCGCUAUCAAAACCGAUGGCAUUCAACCCGAUGUUGUCACCUAUAAUACUUUGAUUCGAGGCUUCUACAAUUCUGGAUGCAGGGAAGAGGCUAAGGGUGUAUUGACUGAGAUGUUAAAGAGCAACAUAACACCUGAUGUUACAACCUUCAGCAUACUGGUUGACAUGUUUUGUAAAGAUGGGAAUGUUAAGGAAGCACAAGCCACAUUGCAGCUCAUGACUCGUAAAGGUGUUACUCCAAACAUCUUUACUUACAAUGCUUUACUUGAUGGUUAUUGUUUGCGUGGUCAGAUGGAAGAUGCAGAAAAGCUACUUGAUAUCAUGACCCAGAAUGGUUGUGAGCCUAAUGUUGUAAGUUUUAGUACUAUGGUCAAUGGAUAUGUCAAACAUAAAAACAUUGUCAAUGGAUAG